CCAGGGACAGGGCCUCCAUGGUCGUUCUUGGCUCCGCAGUCUGGUCUGGUCCAGCUCAAGAGACCAAGGCCAUUUAUGAUCUGGCUUGCAGCCACUUUUGCAACGCCUUUCGAACGAAACCGUCGACCUCUGCGUCAGCUGGCAUACUCGCCAACAAAGGAUUGUCAUCGGAGAGGGCGUUGCGCCAAAAGCUUGGAUGACAGCUCGGUAAAGACAAGUCAUCCAACGGCGACCCGAACCCUCCACCCCGUUCCAUCCCGAAACGCCACCUGGUGCUCCGUCGCCGUUGAUCGCCCGCCAUGGAACUGGACCCGAACAGUCAAACGUUGACGCCACUUCCCGAAGUCCUUCAACGGGGCCUAACUGCCGUUUCUUUCUUCGGCUUCCUUUCGUUCAUCACAACAACAGCACUCUUCUUAGUCUUGACCUAUCGGCUGAUAAUAUGGUAUCUUGCACCGGGCCCGGACCGGCCGCAGCGCAUGGCGGAUGAGCCGAACGCGGAUGCCGUCCUCGCCGAAGAGAUGGGUCUUCCGGAGACGAUGUACCCGGGCAACAAGAAGAACAAAGUCAAGAGGGACGCACCCAACCAGUUCCUCAUGCUCAUCUACAACCUGCUGCUCGCAGAUAUCCAGCAAGCUCUCGCUUUCUUACUCAAUGCGGCAUGGCUCAAUAAGGGUGGAAUCAUCGUGGAGAGCACAACAUGCUGGGCACAGGGCUGGUUCAUCUCGACGGGCGAUUUAGCUUCUAGUGCUUUCAUCACCACGAUUGCCGUUCACACCUAUCUGUCGGUCGUCAGAGAUUACAAGCUUCCGACUUGGGCAUUCUGGUGCAUGAUCGGUUCUGUUUGGUUCUUUAUCUACGCCUUGGCCAUAGCCGGCGUCAUCAUCACCAACAACGGGGCCGACGACGGCGGCCUCUACGUCCGCGCUGCUGCAUGGUGCUGGGUAAAUGUUCGUUAUGAGGCGUUGCGUCUGUACCUUCACUACCUGUGGAUGUUUGUUUCCUUUUUCAUCACUGCAGUCCUCUACGUCCUCAUCUUCAACCACAUCCGGAGUACUGACCCAUCUCUUCAACUCCCUUCCUCCUCCAACAACACUACUUCCUCCGUCUCACAGAGCAACCGCGGUCGUAAGCUCAGCCAUGCGCACACAAUGUCCCAGUCCGGGCCACCGAAGAGCUCCCAUGGCGAAGCAUCGACUUCUAACCCGAGCAACGCUGGACAUCACCCUGCUUUCCUCAUAUAUCCCAUCAUUUACAUCCUUUGCACGGCACCACUGGCGUUGGGUCGUGUCAUCACAAUGGCCGGAAAGUCCGUCUCGCUGGAAUACUUCUGCCUCGCUGGUGCAAUGAUUGCAUCCAACGGCUGGCUAGAUGUUCUUUUGUUCUCCACCACUCGCCAUGUCAUUAUCUUCAAUGCCUCCCCAGACUACGAAGAGACGGGUAUCGAGACCUUCGCCUUCAUGCGCACACCCGCUAACCGCCGCUAUGGCAACAUGGUGUGGGUACAGGGUGCCGGUAGUGCACCUAACAAUCUGUCUGCGGACGAGGGUACAGGCGGUUGGCUCUGGAAGCUAUUCCGCCGGGGACGUGGUGCGGGUGACUUGAAGAGAGAUAGACGUCGCAGUGGAGCUCAUCGGAGCAUCAGCCAGGAGUCUCUAAGAAGACGGGCUGGACAGAUGGAAGGCAUUCAGAUGGAGACGGUGACAACUGUCGUUGUAGAGAUGGAAGGUCACUCGGGAGGGAAGAAGGUUAAUGGAAGGCCGCUUUCCAUUGAUACGAUUGAGAAGGAGAGGGCACAGAGCGUGGGCAGCAUGUGAAAGACACAUUACAGCUACACUGAAGAGCCAGUUUUCAGCGGCUUGAUUCGAGGAACAUUGACGAACAUCUGUCAAUCUACUGAUCAGGCUUAUGAAGACCUCGGACUCUUUAUUCUAGUGUCAGAUCUCACAUUUUUAAUGGGGAGGCAACUUCCUAAUGUGUUCAGUUAACGAUAGCGAUUUGGGCUUUGGGCGGUCAUCUGUAUUAGUUAUACCCAUAAUGUCAACGUAGACUUCAUUCAUAUAUCACUACUGCUUCA
This is a messenger RNA of Colletotrichum phormii, 2077 nucleotides long. RefSeq lists its product as uncharacterized. Gene Ontology annotation, cellular component: plasma membrane. Gene Ontology annotation, molecular function: G protein-coupled receptor activity. The record is from RefSeq and is a predicted model, not a curated record. Bases 300 to 1817 code for a protein of 505 amino acids. Lineage: Eukaryota; Fungi; Ascomycota; Sordariomycetes; Glomerellales; Glomerellaceae. Gene Ontology annotation, biological process: adenylate cyclase-activating G protein-coupled receptor signaling pathway. The transcript is spliced from 2 exons.